Molecule: messenger RNA, 477 nt
Organism: Bipolaris maydis ATCC 48331
Lineage: Eukaryota; Fungi; Ascomycota; Dothideomycetes; Pleosporales; Pleosporaceae
Product: ankyrin repeat-containing domain protein
Molecular function (GO): protein binding
Source: RefSeq, a predicted model, not a curated record
AUGACAGCAGCAGCAAACGGAUACGGGGAUUUAGUUGAAAUGAUUCUCCACUUUGGAGCUGAUGCUAAUGCGAAAGAUUCUAGCGGACGUACAGCUCUCAUGUGUGCGGCAGAGCAUAGAAUGAGGGAUGCAACAGUGGAAGCUCUGAUUAGCAUCGGCAAAGCUGAUGUUAAUGUCAAAGAUAAUCAGGGACGCACUGCUCUCAUGCAUGCGGCAGAAGAUGGAAAAAGGGAUUCAGCGAAAGCGCUGCUUGACACUGGCAUUGCUGAUAUCAAUGAUAAAGGCGAUAAUGGAAGAACAGCUUUGGUGGAGGCGGUGAUCAACGAGCACGAGGAUAUAGUUGAGCUGUUUCUUGGCACUGGGAAGAUUGAUGUCGAUUCGGAGGACCAGUUUGGGACAGCAUUUGAUUAUGCGAAUUUACAUGGGCCGUUGACCAUAGCCAACUUGUUACAGUCAUAUAGUGCAUCUUCUCAGUAA